GACGGAAUCCACAGUCAGACGAAAUGGGUGUCUGCUUAUUCCUUCCUCUGGCAGGAGGGCAUGAGAAUCCCAUACACUCUCACCGUUAUCGACACGCCUGGACUGGGGGACACGGAGGGUUUGCAGAGAGACGAGGAACUUGUGGUCAAGAUGAAGGAGUUUUUGGAGCUAUGCGCACCUGAUAUGGAUUUCAUCAAUGCUGUGGGGUUUGUGUUGCAAGCCUCCCUAUGCAGACUCACGGCCACGCAGAAGUACAUAUUUCAUGCAAUCUCCCAACUAUUUGGGAUCGACACCAAGGAAAAGUUCGUGCUGUUGAUAAGCUUUAGUGAUGGACAGGAGGCGCCAGUCAUCCAGACAGUCGAAGGUGCCGGGUUUUCCUACAACAAGCACUACUACUUCAACAACUCUGCCUUGUUCGCAUCCAACAACUGGGAACUGCAAAAAAUGUUCUGGGAUUUGGGGUUGAAAAGCAACGAGAUGUUCCUGAAUUCCUUGGGUAAAACAGCUCCUGUGGGUCUGGCGCAGACAAAAAUUGUGCUCGCUAAAAGGCAAGACCUGAAUGAGACAUUAAAAGAAUUGCAGAAAAAGAUCCCUGAAGUUUCGUCUAAAAUCAUUCAUCUUGAAGACAAAUGCUCACUACUUAAGAAUAAUUUGUCCACGGAAGUGCAAAAAAUUCCAUUGGAGAAGGAAAAUGCCAUAAACUGUUCUAAAUGCAAACAUACCACGUGCGAAUAUCCGGCAACGAUCUCAAAAGUCACAAACGUGAAGGAAAGCAAAUGCAUGAAAUCCGAGGAAAAGUCGUUCCACUGCAAAAAAUGUGGAUGCUCUUGGAGGUACCAUCGACUAGAACCUAAAAGAUACGAAAUGAAAGCUACCCCAAAGAGGAAGCGAAGGAAGGAUCCAGUAAAGGACGACGAGGAACGAAGGCAAAGACGUGAUCUCCAGCGGCUUAUUAUCGAAAUUCAGAAGAACCAGGUGGAAUUGCUCUCUCUAAUCCAACAGGCUCACCAAGCUACUAACGAACUCAGGAAGAUUGCCCUCAAUCCGGACCCGAUGCCCAUGGAGGAAUACAUUAACUUCCUCGUUGACCUGGAGAAGAAAGAGCACAAAGAGGGGUUCUCAAUGCGAAUCCAACAACUAGAGCAGGUAAAGCAGGCGUGCGAUGUUUGCAAGAAGAUGCUCGAGGAGGAAAAUAUUUCCGCUGAUUUUCCAGACGUAAUGCAUAUCGUAGAAAAGCAAGGAAUAGACUUUGAGAGCCUGACAAACGAUUCCACCGACACAGAAUCGGAAGACGAAGCACCAAGGAACAUAGUUGACACCUUCAAGAUGCACGAUGGACUUAUUGUGAAUCUUGUAAAUGCCCACUGUGGUUCGCGCGUCCACGUCGUGAAGAUGGGCCUCAAUGGAGAAAUGAGAAAAGAUUCCAAGAAGUUCAAGGGCGUGAACCAGUUUGAACUGGGUUCAUGCAGCUGGGUCCAGGCACCGGACAUGAAGAAUGCAAGUUAUGCAACCUCAGUGGUGAUCCUCGACAUUUGCUUCCAUAUCAUCGGAGGGUCAAGGAAGCACGAACGGUUGGGCACGAAGUCAAAGACGCGGGGCGAACUGUCUCCAUGUUCAGGAGGCAAGAAGCGCCCC
Molecule: messenger RNA, 1635 nt
Organism: Darwinula stevensoni
Lineage: Eukaryota; Metazoa; Arthropoda; Ostracoda; Podocopida; Darwinulidae
Source: the annotation of a GenBank genome assembly